Messenger RNA from Dalotia coriaria, 1146 nucleotides. Its product is annotated as histidine-rich glycoprotein-like. The transcript has 2 exons. The coding region runs from base 49 to 1038 and encodes 329 amino acids. NCBI's taxonomy places the organism in Eukaryota, Metazoa, Arthropoda, Insecta, Coleoptera, Staphylinidae. The record is from RefSeq and is a predicted model, not a curated record.
CAGUACUCAGCUUCGUUGGGCUCUAAGAAGACCUACUAGGAAUCCAACAUGGGAGUUUUGACAACCGCGUGUUUCUUGACCACGGUCUUCUUGGGCGUCUGCUCAUACCGCAUCGACUACGAACAAUAUGUGGCGCCGUACUACGUCCACCAGCCACCUUACAUCACCUACCCUCAGAAGUUCCCCGCCGCCCCCGGCAACGCCGAAGUCGAUAACACCGGGAACAGUGCCAACGUAGCGCCGGCCGUGGCCCAGACCAACGCCGAGCCCGGCCGCCACUUCGACGAAUUGUUCUCGACCUUCGAGAAGACCUACCCGAGCAAACCCGAGGAGCAGUCCCCGGUGGAGUCGCGAACGUCCAAAGACUACGAGGAUUACGGCGAGGCGGCUGCUGAUGCCGAUGACCAAACGCAGCUAGCACCGCGUGACGCCGAGAACUCCGAGAGUCGCUGGGCGGAUCAAAAGAGCCACCAUGAGGACGAGGAGCACGCCGAGGUCCAUUACCACAAACAUACCCACAUGCACAAGCACCAGCACAAGCAGGAACAUCACCACAAACACAAGCAGGAGCACAAGCACGCACACGACCACCACAACCAGCACAAGCACGACCAUCACCAGGACCACAAGCACGAUCAUCAUCAUGGACACAAGCAUGCCCACAGCCACCAUCAGGACCACAAGCAUGACCAUCAUCAUGAUCACAAGCAUGGUCACAAGCACGGGCAUAAGCAUCACCAGGAGCACAAGGAGGACCAUCACGAGGACCAUAAGCAUGAUCAUCAUCAUGGGCACAAACACGAGCAUGGCCACGACCAUCAUCAGGCCCACAAACACGACCACCAUCAUGGACACAAACACGAACACCACAACGACCACAAACACGACCAUCAUCAUGGCCACAAGCACGACCAUCAUCACGGACACAAGCAUGGUCAUCAUCAUGGACACAAACAUGAGAACAAGCAUGACCAUCAUCAUGGACACAAGCAUGAGCACAAACAUGGUCACAAACAUGUGCAUUCCAAACAUGGCUAAAUGUCGUUACCCAUUCAUUUGGUGGUAACUGUUGUUAAUUGAUUUUAUUGUUGAAUUUGAAUGGUCACUUGUUAUUUGUUGAUGAUCUUAAUAAAUUUUAUCCAAAAA